UAACGAUUGGCCCGGGCUUAGUAGCUGGGAACAAACAAUGAUGUCGGAGCAGGAGGCUCUGAAGGGCUCCAGUGCAAGGAACCGUGGGGGGGUUCAGCGAGUCGAGGGAAAGUUGCGUGCCAGCGUGGAGAGAGGGGAUUAUUAUGAGGCCCAUCAAAUGUAUCGCACUUUAUUUUUUAGGUAUAUGUCACAGGCCAAAUAUGCAGAGGCCAGGGAGUUGAUGUACAAUGGAGCUUUGCUUUUCUUCAGUUAUAACCAGCAAAACAGUGCAGCAGACUUGUCCAUGCUAGUACUAGAGUCCUUGGAGAAAUCUGGUGCAGAGGUUGAUGAUGACACUUUAGAGCAUCUGGCAAAGCUUUUCAGCCUGAUGGACCCGAACUCUCCUGAGAGGGCAGCUUUUGUUUCCAGAGCACUAAAGUGGUCCACUGGUGGCUCGGGGAAACUUGGGCACCCAAAGCUGCACCAGCUUUUGGCUGUCACGUUGUGGAAAGAACAAAACUACAGCGAAUCCCGAUACCACUUCUUGCAUUCCACGGAUGGUGAGGGCUGUGCCCAGAUGCUGGUGGAGUACUCUGCAGCCAGGGGCUUUCGUAGCGAGGUGGAUAUGUUUGUGGCACAGGCCGUCUUACAGUUCCUCUGUCUAAAGAACAAAACUAGUGCGUCUGUGGUUUUUAGCACAUACACACAGAAACACCCGUCAAUAGAGAAAGGUCCCCCCUUUGUGCAGCCACUCCUCAAUUUCCUCUGGUUCCUUCUCUUGGCAGUGGACGGUGGGAAAUUAACAGUCUUCACAGUGUUAUGUGAACAGUAUCAGCCAUCUUUGAAGAGGGAUCCAAUGUACAAUGAGUACCUGGACAGAAUAGGACAGGUCUUUUUUGGAGUUCCCCCCAAACAGUCUUCAUCAUAUGGUGGGUUGCUAGGAAACCUGCUGAACAGUCUAAUGGGUUCUGGAGAGGAAGAGGAGGGUGAGGAAGCUCAGGAGGACAGUAGCCCCAUUGAGCUGGAUUGAACAGGACUGAGGAGUAGUUGCCCAUGGGCAGUGGCAUGCUGAUCCCUUAACAUCAGUCCCCCCCCCCC
Molecule: messenger RNA, 1077 nt
Organism: Chanos chanos (milkfish)
Lineage: Eukaryota; Metazoa; Chordata; Actinopteri; Gonorynchiformes; Chanidae
Gene: get4
Product: guided entry of tail-anchored proteins factor 4
Exons: 9
Coding region: 38-1009 (323 amino acids)
Biological process (GO): protein insertion into ER membrane
Cellular component (GO): cytosol; BAT3 complex
Molecular function (GO): protein binding
Source: RefSeq, a predicted model, not a curated record